Messenger RNA from Danio aesculapii, 1700 nucleotides. RefSeq names its product SPT3 homolog, SAGA and STAGA complex component (gene supt3h). The record is from RefSeq and is a predicted model, not a curated record. Gene Ontology annotation, molecular function: transcription coactivator activity; protein heterodimerization activity. Lineage: Eukaryota; Metazoa; Chordata; Actinopteri; Cypriniformes; Danionidae. Gene Ontology annotation, biological process: transcription by RNA polymerase II. Bases 193 to 1341 code for a protein of 382 amino acids. The transcript has 13 exons.
UUGGGGCUGUCCGUGCGCACGAGCUCGGCGGGGUGGUCCGCGAUGAUCUCCACCAUGGUCCGGUUGUCGUGAGGUCGGAGUCUCGGCACCACCGCGUUCGGCUCCGGCUGCGCAUCGCUCAUCUUCCCCGCCACAGGCUGAAGGGUGCUGGACGGCGGACUGAACCUGCGGCUGGUGCUCGGAUCUACCGGAAUGCGCAUCACAACAAUGUCAGCAAAGAUGAGCAACAGCGCUGCGAGCCCCAUGACAGCGAACAGCAGCAGCAGCAGAUCCGGAAAGGCCACCAGCUUCAUCCCUGAGCUGCAGAGCAUGAUGUUUGCUCUUGGAGACUCUCGGAGGCCUCUACACGAGACUGCCGCCCUGGUGGAGGAUAUAGUGCACACACAGCUCAUCAACCUCCUUCAUCAGGCUGCAGAAGUGGCUCUCCUGAGAGGAGCUCGGGUCAUUUCACCAGAGGAGAUCAUCUUCCUGAUGAGGAAAGACAAGAAAAAAAUAAAGCGACUCUUCAAGUACAUGCAGUUCAGAGACUACAAAUCUAAAGUCCUGAAAACCAUUGAUGACGAAGACCUGCUGGAUUCAGAUAAAUACAGCAGCAGCAGCAGCAGCAAUGUGAACAAGAGGCAGCGUCUAGCGGAGGACUUCCUGAGCUCCAUUGACCAGACUGGGGAGUUUCUGACACUGAUGGAAGACGAUGAACUGGAUGAAGUCAAGCAAGAGCGUCUGGAGAAAUUAGGGAAAAAAAUAAUCCGGAAGGCUAAUAAUUCUGACUUCAGCUGUAUAUGUAAACUGAAACAGUGUCAGUUUACCAAGAAGGCAUCUAAGUUUCGUGAGUGGCUGGACUGCAGCAGUCUGGAUGUGAAGCCCAAUGCAAUGUCUAUGGAGAUCCUGUCAUAUCUGGCCUACGAGACCGUGGCACAGGUUGUUGACCUUGCUCUGUUGGUUAAACAAGAUAUGACUCCCAAAACUGGUGAUCCGUUUCAGUACGCCAUUUCUGCUACUUACAUCCAAUACUGCAGCUCCUCGGCUGAGGCUUCGAGCAGCAAAAAGGAUUUGGAUUCUCCAGAUAACACCCCUCCAUCCACUCCGUCCGGUGCGGGACACCAGGGGAAGAUGCACUUAAUGACGCAGGGCAAUGGCGGACCCAAUCAAGACGCCAGCAGUAAAGCUAAACAGAGGAAGAGGAAGAAGAGCGCAGCGGCGUGUGUAUCAGAGACUCAGAGCAGUGCCAUCCAGCCAGCCCACAUCAGAGAGGCCAUCAGGCGCUACAGCCACAGGAUCGGGCCGCUCUCCCCCUUCUCAAGCGUCUACCGCAGGAACGGCAUGACUUUCCUGGCCUGCUGAGGUCAAUGAGAGAGCUGGACUCAACACUGCAGGAUGACUGCGCUCAGUGUGUGUCACCUCAAGCUGAAUCACACACUUCUUUUUAUUUCGUAUUCAUAGAUUGAUGUAACACUCUAGUAAGAGUUUCCUCUUUUGUAAACGGCUUUAAUUUCCGACCUUUAGUCAGUUUUGAUUUGUUUUGCAUUAGAAUUGUUGAUGAUGUGUAGAAGUAGUUCCUGCUGUUGAGUAAUGGAAACCAUCUUCAUCUUAGUAACACUUUACAAAUGUAGUUACUUGCAUUUGUAUUGAGCUUGUUGACUUGUGUUCACAUUUUUAUAUGUCAAAUCUUGAAAUAAAAACAUGCUCUGUUUAUUUCUAGA